CAUUCAUUGGAUCUAUCACAGAAUUGACGAGAUGACGGACCACGGACACGACUGGCUGCAGGGUAACCUUCUCCCGUGGUCUCAUCGACCGACGGUCAACAAGAUUGAUACGCACCAUCACUUCGUGCCAUCCUUCUACCGCAAGGCCGUCGAAGAUGCAGGAGGCGACCCCAGCGGCUGGCCCACUCCCCACUGGAGUCCCCUCCGCUCCGAACUCCUCAUGAAACGCCUGGGCAUCCAAACCGCCAUCCUCUCCGCCACUGCCCCAGGUGCCUGCAUUCUCCACGGCCAAGCCUCCUACACCCUCGCCCGUCAACUCAACGAACAUGCCGCCGAACUCCGCGACACGAACCCCGAUAAAUUCGGCUUCUUCGCCGCUCUGCCCGACAUCCUCGAUACCGACGCCGCCCUCGCCGAAAUCCACUACGCCAUGGACACCCUCCACGCCGACGGCGUCACCCUCUUCACCCGCUACGGAUCGGACCACACUUACCUCGGCCACCCCCUCAUCGAACCCAUCUGGGCGGAACUGCAUCGCCGGAAAUGCGUGGUCUUCAUCCAUCCCACCCACCCCGUCGACACCACCAAAGUCAAUGACAAAAUGCCCCAGCCGGUGAUCGAUUACCCGCAUGAGACAAGUCGCACGGCCAUGGACAUGAUCCUCAUGGGCACGCGGUCCAAAUAUCCCGACUGCAAGGUCAUCCUGUCCCACGCGGGCGGGGCCGUGCCGUAUCUGAUAAGUCGAUUAGCGACGCCGCUGCGGAAAGCGCCGAGCUUUGCGUCCGAGUGGGUCAUGGGGACGUCGCAUGAGAAGGUCAUGGAGGAUUUUCGAAGCUUUCACUAUGAUCUGGCACUGUCGUCGUCGCCGCAGGUUCUGGAUAUGUUGUUGAAAUUGGUCCCGGAGGAUCAUAUUCUUUAUGGGAGCGACUUCCCCUACGCACCUAUCCCAGCAUACCCUGCCUUCCUCGAAGAUCUAGAGGGGUAUGAAAUGCCGGCCGAGUUGCGCGAUAAGAUCAAUUUCGGGAAUGCGUGCAAGUUAAUUCCACGACUUGCCAGGAAUCAGGGAUAAGUGACAGACAAUGGAGCCUAUGCUGUAUUUAGUUAGGAAAACACGUC
This is a messenger RNA of Aspergillus ibericus CBS 121593, 1116 nucleotides long. RefSeq names its product amidohydrolase family protein. The coding region runs from base 32 to 1069 and encodes 345 amino acids. The record is from RefSeq and is a predicted model, not a curated record. Lineage: Eukaryota; Fungi; Ascomycota; Eurotiomycetes; Eurotiales; Aspergillaceae. Gene Ontology annotation, biological process: secondary metabolic process. The transcript has 4 exons. Gene Ontology annotation, cellular component: cytoplasm; cytosol. Gene Ontology annotation, molecular function: carboxy-lyase activity; hydrolase activity.